AUGUGCUUUUCCCUCCUGGGUUGCUGCUGCUGUCUCUACUUCGGGCGGAUUGCACAGCUCGCUUGGGAGCCCCGGCUGCAGGCGGGCACAGUACAGCCAUGGGACAGGGCACCCUUCUCCCGGCAGGCAGAAGCGUUUGUUUGGGUUAACGAUGUAUUGGCUCAUUCCCAGAGUGUUGCCAAGGCCAGAUAUGAAUUUCUGUUUGGUGGGUCAGAAACACAGAAACCUUCAGAAACAGGUGGACAAGGAGAUAGCACUCUGCUCCCACAUAACGUUUCCAAUGAAUUUCCAGAAUAUGGCACGAUGGAGCAAGGUGCAGAAGCACUGAGGAGUUCAUCUGAGUUUCUAGCAGAGGCUAUAACAUGCAGUUCAGAAAGGAGGGAGGAUGACCAGUUGCCUACUCUUCUUGCAAGUGGCACUUACGCAGAUGUGCCAAUAUCUUGCAUUGAGGCAUCACUGCUACCAUCGAAAGAAGAAACUUUGCCACGUGCUGAUAGACAGACCGGGAUUAUGAAAAUUUCUCAAGAGCUAGAAGCUGCAAAAGUACAGAAGGGAGCAAAUGCUUCUCUUUGUUCAGAGCUGCAAAUGGAAAAAGAAAGGAAUAUUGGCAGCCAAGGCAUACAGGCAGCCAGAGAAUUGGUUCCAGCAGGCCAAGAAAAACCCUCAGACAAGCCUCUUCCAUCUGAAGUAAGAGCUGAGGAGAAAUUGUAUUUGAUCAUAGAAAAAGAUCUGGCUACAAUAGUAACUGGAGAAAUGCAGUUAGAGUCCUUGCAAGCCAUCAAUAAUAAAACUGAGGAGGUCCCCAAAGUGAAGGAGACAAGCUGUCACAGACCAUCUGUACCAGCCCUGGAGGCAGACAGCAAAGUUGGGGGCGUUAUCAGUAUUCUGGGGGAGGGAUGGUCAGAUUUUGAGAAGGAAUUUUCAGCGUACAAUCCAGGCGAGAUGCAAACGGGUCCUGGGAGGAGGAUAUCGAAAGAGGCAGCUGUGAGCAAACAUGUAGAAUUUCAAGGGGUGGAGAUUUUAUGGAUACAGAAAGCAGAGGAGCAGAAGGGAGUGAAGCGUUCAGCGCUAGAGGCCAAUGCACACUUACAAAGGCCCGUGUCUGUAGAAAAGAAGUUCUCCAAAGCAUCAAGCCACCCCAUUCCAGCCUCGGUCUCCUCAGAGUUAGUCACUUUGUCUGAGAGUGUUUGGAACGAAGCCCAGGCAGAUUUCAAACCAGGAGUUGACUCGGAGUCCUUUUCUCUAGCUUUGCUAGCUGAAGGUGGGGAGGAUGAAGUCUUUGUGAAGGAUAAACUUGCAGAAGAAAAGAACCACGUGCUAAACACAGACAGUGAAAGGAUCAUGGAGGAGGAAGAAGCAGCCACGGGAGGAUGUGAAGAUGUCCUUGGACAAAGGCAUGUAGAAGUCUCCAUUGAUGUGUAUAGCUCACAGUUUGAAAACAUUCUAGACAAUGCUUCUUUAUAUUAUAGUGCGGAAUCCCUGGAGACUUUAUACUCGGAACCUGAUAGCUACUUUAGUUUUGAAAUGCCACUCACUCCGAUGAUCCAGCAACGUAUCAAGGAAGGCAGUCAGUUCUUAGAAAGAACUUCUGCUUCAGGACAGCAAGAUGUCUGUAAUCUUCCCACAAAUGGUGAGAUCAAGAGUCAAUGCGGAGAGAUCUCCAGUGGACUAAGGGACGUAAGUGACACCCUCUUCAGAAGAGACGUCACAGAGGUUACUCAUUUGGACAGCAAUGCUGGACUGAAAAACUUGCUGUUCGACUCCACCGCUGCCAUGGGUAGCAAUCAGCUCCUGGAGAAAGAUGGCACUGAAAACCGUAGUAAAGAUCUCAGCAACGGCACCGACAGCAAUUUGGAAGCCGCCAGGAGGCUGGCUAAGCGCCUCUACCAACUGGACCGAUUCAAGCGCUCUGAUGUGGCAAAGCACCUGGGUAAAAACAAUGAGUUCAGCAAACUUGUGGCUGAGGAAUACCUGAAGUUUUUUGAUUUCACGGGUAUGACGCUGGAUCACUCCCUCAGGAGUUUCUUUAAAGCCUUUUCACUUAUUGGAGAAACUCAGGAAAGAGAGAGAGUAUUAAUCCACUUCUCCAACAGAUACUAUCAGUGUAACCCGAACACUGUUUCUACUCAAGAUGGAGUCCAUUGUCUCACCUGUGCAGUGAUGCUGCUGAACACUGACCUACAUGGCCAUAACAUUGGGAAAAAGAUGACCUGUCAAGAAUUCAUUGCCAACCUUCAGGGGAUGAACGAAGGCAAAGAUUUCCCUAGGGGGCUGCUGAAGGCUCUCUACAAUUCAAUCAAGAAUGAGAAGCUUGACUGGGCAGUAGAUGAAGAGGAGAAAAAAAAAUCUCACUCUGAUGGUACUGAUGAGAAGGAUAAUGGACCCCAUUCAAAGACCAUUACUCGGAUCGGCCAUUCCAAUAACCCCUUCCUGGACAUUCCUCAUGACCCCAAUGCUGCUGUGUAUAAAACUGGAUUUCUGGCUCGGAAAAUCCAUGCAGAUAUGGAUGGAAAGAGGACUCCCAGAGGGAAGCGUGGCUGGAAAACCUUCUAUGCUGUGCUGAAGGGAACAGUGCUUUACUUGCAAAAGGAUGAAUAUAAACCAGAAAAGGCUUUGUCUGAGGAGGAUCUGAAAAAUGCAGUUAGCGUGCACCAUGCAUUGGCAUCAAAGGCAACAGACUAUGAGAAGAGGCCCAACGUCCUAAAGCUCAAAACAGCUGACUGGAGGGUCCUGCUUUUCCAAGCCCAGAGCCCAGAAGAAAUGCAGGCAUGGAUCAACAAAAUCAAUUGUGUGGCAGCUGUAUUUUCUGCUCCACCGUUUCCAGCUGCUAUUGGCUCUCAGAAGAAGUUCAGUCGUCCGCUUCUGCCGGCCACCACAACAAAGUUAUCUCAGGAUGAACAGCUGAAAUCACAUGAAGCUAAGCUGAAGCAAAUCUCUACCGAGCUAGCCGAGCAUCGUUCCUACCCACCAGACAAGAAACUUAAAGGCAAAGAAGUAGAUGACUACAAACUGAAAGACCACUAUCUGGAGUUUGAGAAAAUCCGCUAUGAGAUUUAUGUUGCCCUACUGAAAGAAGGGGGGAAGGAGCUGCUGAGUAGUGGAGAAAAUGAUGGGCCAGGACUGAAGAAAUCCCAUUCGAGUCCCUCAUUAAAUCAGGAGUCUCCAGUUACUGUCAAGGUGAAGCGAAACAUCUCCGAGAGGAAGGACUACAGACCAGAAACACCCAGCAUCAAGCAGAAGGUCACUUAGACUGCAUGAGACCGCUGUAGAAACAGCCAUGCAGCAAAAUACCAUUGGUCAAAAAUUUCCUUUGCUAACCUGUCUUUGACAAAAACAAACCAAUGCAUCUGCCUGAAUGGGGUGGUAGUGACAUUUUCUAUUGUAUAUUUUGUUGUUUCUGUACAGAUUGUGGGAGAUGUCUUGACUCCUGAUUUGCUUUGCCUUGUUAAUUUAUCAUCUAGCCAUUGAAGCACCUCUUUUUUUUUUUAAAGGGGUGGGAGUGGGACUCCCUGAUUUAUUGCACGUCUCCUCCCCUUCUCUCCUCUCUCAUUGGCACGUGACUUUCAUCUCAAGUCACCUGUGACCUUUCUCGUUGCAGUGGGAAAAGUAACUGGACAAGCACUGCAGCAUAGUGAGUGCUAGCUGCAGUGACGAGAAAUGAAUUGUUGCUCAGUUGCAAAGAUGGAGCUGACCGCUCCCUGCAAGUUAGUUAAAUUCUGAUGCUGCAACUGGAGAUCUCCCAAUGAUGUGAAACAUGCUGGUACUUGUGCUGCAGUGAUAGGAGCCGUAUAAACAGAUAGGGUACUGGAUUGUAUUAACUCUGGACCCACACAGACCAAGGGACUAAACAAUGAAAAUCACCGGGAAUGCUGGGCAUACAGAAUUAGAACAGGUUUUUCAAAGUGAAGACUCUUUGGGGGAGCAGAAGGGGGUGCCCAAAGCCAUGUCUCUCUUGAUGAUUGAUCCAGCCAAAAUGAAUUUUAUUUUUCCAUUUCACUAUGCAAUAGAUUGUUGUAGAUGACAACUGCUGGCUGCGUGUUUUAGUAGAAAAGGGAAUCCCAUGUGUUUCUCAACAAUACACUCUCACACCGCUGCCAUAUAGAGUCUUAAUAUGCAUUGUUCAUCUGCAGUUUCCCUCCAGAAUUUUGAUUUCCUUUUUAGUAGGCGCAGGUAUUCUGCAGUCUCUCUGAUAUCAAUGGAGGUGUUCUCCUGUUCUCUUCUGAAAGGAAUUCUGUUAAACUAUCCCUUGAAUUUUUCACAAGUAUUUAGAAAGAACAUGUUGGAACAGAAGUCCUGGUGACUCAGAGACUUAAUGGAAUAGAGACUCUUUGGUCUCAAAGCCAGAAUCUGACCCCAUUUCAGUUGCUCUGUCCAUGGCAGUCACACCGAUGUGCCAUAGGGACAGCAAAACCUGCCCCCUGUGGAGUCUUCCUGUAAUAGCAACUCCUGACCUCUAUAUAAGAACAUGGCCCGGGGGAAAAGGGACUUGACCAGGGUGUCUGUAUACCUCAGCCUUCCCCAGCUGCUGGAAUGGCCCUUUUGGGCUGCAGGCAGCCAGGUGUAACUUAAAGCAGCCCUGAGGUUGCCUUAACUUACGCCAAGGGCCAGGAUCCGGAGAGCGUGAAGGUGACUAAGAGACACCUUUGCUUCUUCCCAGUGCCCGCCCAUCUUGUGCUUACUGCAGUUCAGCUCGUCUGGGGGAUCUAAUCCUUAAUGUGCAAAGACAGCCCAGGUCAAUAUAAACUGCAGUAGGUGGCCUCAAAGAAAUGUCUAGACAGCUCAGGAGCAGAGCUCCUCGCGACAGAGGGUAUACCUGUGGGCAGGCUCAGGUGAGAGGCCAAUGACGCAUUGGUCAUGGACGUUAAAACCAUUCUGGACUACUAAACUACCAGACUAGUAGGCAGUAGAGGGAGCAAUCCAGUAAGAUAAGGACCUUGCAGAGAAGCUAAAUGAUUUCUCUAUACCAGCCUCCACCACAAAGAACAACCAUGAGAUGCACACCCCAGAGCUCUAGACUGUAAUACCCAUGCUGUGCUGUCAGAGAUCGUAGCAUUGAAAGAGGAGGUGGUGCACCAAAUUGAUCAUUUAGGAUGCAGUCACUCACGAGGACCAGAUGGUAUUGAAUCCAAGAGUUCCAAUGUGACUUAUGAAUGGAGUGGCUGAGCUGCUCACAAAAAUUUGUAAUCUGUCAUCGUACUAGAAGUCUAGAGGAUAGCCAGUGCCUGACCCCAUUUUAAAAAUGACCCGGAGUGACUGCGAUUCACGGAGCUGUGAGGAGGGCUGGUCAACAUUUUCCAACGUUUGGAUUUGUUUUUUAAAAAUUACGUUUUGCUUAAAGUUUACCUUGAAGAGAAACUUUCCUGAAUUAGGGUCAAAGUUAUGUGCUUGAGCAGCAUGCUGGGAAGUGUCAUUCACUGUAGACAAGGGCCGGGGUAAUACACAUUGGAAGAAAUAAUUUGAACUACUCAUUGAGGGGUAGUAGAUUAGCCACUCAGGAGAAAGGCCUAGGCAUCCUGCAGCUGUUCAUUGUACAGCAAUAGUAAAAAAAAAAAAUAAAGGCAGUAAACAAGAGGUUGAGUUGUACUGAGACAGAGAGAGAGAGAGCGCGAAUACCGGGAUUGCUAAAUGCCAUUACAUAGGGAGUCCUGCAACCAUUUCACAUCAGUUCCUCACAGUAACAGUACAGCAGAAACAGAAAUGGUCCAGAGAAGUCACAAUUUGAUCCCUGCUCCACUCCCAGCACAGUGCACCUCUACUCUGGCCUUACUCAAGGUAUCCAUGUACUUGUGUUUACAAAUAGAGUGCAGUGGUUUAAAAGGCAAAGAGGUGACAAUUGCAAAUGUUUGCGUUGGCUUUUAAGAUGUUCUGGCUGCCCCUGGAUUGUGUUUGAAUUGUUGCUCUCCCAGUCACAAGCUGAAGUUCUCCCAUAUAAUAUCUUUCUCAAUCUACGCAGAUACUGGAUAAUUCAUGCUCACCACUAGGGAACUCCUUGCAGAUGAGUGAAUUUCAUGCAGUUUGAAAAGUCUGACACAGUGAAUCACAAAAUUCAUUUUAUUUAUUUUGUCAAAUGCAGUUUAGUUUUAAUUAUUUAUUACGCUACUACAGAGUGUACUUGUACUUGGAUUGUGGUAUAUUUUGUAAAACGUAUCCGGUCUUAGUAAAAUGCAAUUUCACUGCA
Molecule: messenger RNA, 6178 nt
Organism: Terrapene triunguis (Three-toed box turtle)
Lineage: Eukaryota; Metazoa; Chordata; Testudines; Emydidae
Gene: PSD3
Product: pleckstrin and Sec7 domain containing 3
Exons: 16
Coding region: 1-3249 (1082 amino acids)
Biological process (GO): regulation of ARF protein signal transduction
Molecular function (GO): guanyl-nucleotide exchange factor activity
Source: RefSeq, a predicted model, not a curated record